UUUUUUUUCCUCCUGGAGGCACGCUUCAACGCAGAUAUAAAAGCUCUCUCCUUGGUUCUACAUCCACAUACAUGGUAUCUCGCAUCCAACUCCCGCUAUACAGUCUUCUCGCCGUCAGUAGAUCCAGCUCCGGAAAGAAGGUUUGUGCCCGCUACACAAUCUGACUCGUCCAGUGUGCUCAUCAUACUGUCUACGAUGAAGCCUCCGUGAUGCCCUCAAUAAGCACCAUUACAAAGCUCUUGUCCCCUCGCUCCUCCCUUGGAAAUCUGGAAAGGCAUGGACCUGACAUAGCUACUCCAAACAUCGAGAGUAAGAAGUCUCCCAUUCCGUCACAACCGGUAGCAAGGGAGGAGCAGGAACAGAUCAUCUGCGCUUCGCUCAGUCGUUUCGCGCAGGUCCCGGUAUCGGCUAUAUUCGUAUUGGAACCCGGAUGGAGCCCCAGCGGCCUUUCUGACGAGCAGGCUUCACUGAUGCUCAAAACUCAUGGACCUAACACACCGGUAGCGGAACGUCCUCUCGCUGCAUUGCAGAUGCUUUGGGGGGCCAUUGUCAAUCCGUUCAACAUCCUUUUGACCAUCCUCGCGGUCGUCAGUGCUGCCACCCAACAGAUUCCUACGUUCGUCGUCAUGAUUGCAAUGGUAAUCGCUUCGACCGGCUUAAGGUAUUGGCAAGAACUGAAGUCCAUGAUUCAAGCAGUCAAUUUGAUCAAGUCAGUCACGACGAACACCCGCGUUCUUCGUUACCGAAGCUCCGGUUCGGAAGAGCUCGAAAUCGAUCAACGGGCCGUGGUUCCAGGUGACAUCAUAGCUGUCACCAGCGGUGAUGUCUUCCCUGGUGAUUGCGUUCUCAUUUUGGCCGAGGCUGUUACAAUCACACAGGCCUCGCUUACAGGAGAAAUGAUGCCCAUCGAGAAAAUCGUGCGCCUUGCUGCCCCCCGACCUGGAGAACAGCUUGAUUUACUGCACAAUGAUAAUGUUUGUCUCGCGGGCACAUCUGUUGUCACGGGGAACGGACACGCGCUUGUCGUCUCAACUGGCAAGGACACCUACAUGGCUUCUAUCGCCAGCGAGCUCUCUAAACGACGACCGGAGAAUGCUACUCAGAUUGGCAUCAAGAAAGUCAGUUAUGUCUUGAUGGCGUUCAUGGGCGUUAUGGCUCCAAUCGUGUUCAUUGUUCAGGGUGCUGUUAGUAAAGACUGGAAGGGCGCGGUCAUGUUCGCGAUCGCUGUCGCAGUCGGCAUUACGCCAGAAAUGUUGCCAAUGAUUGUGACAUCUAACCUUGCGCUGUCUGCUGUUCGUGUGGCACGCAAAAAAGUCAUUGUGAAGCGUUUUGAUGCCAUCCAGAACCUUGGCGCAGUUCGGAUUCUUUGCUCAGACAAGACAGGGACGCUUACCGCUGACCUCGUGCGCAUCUCAAUGUCCGCGACGGGCACAGGAGACCUUUCACAACUUCCCAUUAAGUUGGCUUACAUCAAUUCCUCACUGCAAACCGGUUCUCGUAGUCCGAUCGACCACGCAAUCGUCGACUUCGUCCAUGACAGUGAGCAGGACAUUUUCACAGGCAUUCCCGGAGACGGCUGGGUCAAGCAAGGCGAAGUUCCUUUUGAUUCGUCACGCCGCCUUCUGUCGAUCUUAGUUUCGCGACCUGGUGGCGAUGGCUCUGACGGGCUGUUGAUCACGAAGGGCGCAGUAGAAGAAGUGUUGGACCGGUGCGUGUCAACCUACAACCACCAACCAUCUCCUUCCUCAGAUGCCUCGGAACCGCUUGGUUUGGAUCUUUCCCCCUCAAUGACGUUAAUCCUCACAGCAGAUGAGCGGCGAAAGAUUCUCGAUACCGCCGAGCGUUUGAACGGGGAGGGGUUGCGUCUUGUCGCUGUGGCCUGCCGAGAACAGCUUAUCAAGCCAUUCAUGACCAUAACCUGCUCUGACGAGAGCGAACUUACUUUCGUUGGAUUCAUUGGGCUUCUUGAUCCGUUGAAACCUGACGCCGCCAAGGCAAUCAAAGAUUUGGCCGAAUUGAACGUGCAGGUUCGAAUCCUCACUGGUGAUGCUCCUGCGGUGGCUGCAAAGGUGGCUCGUGACCUCGGGCUUAUCCCAUCUCGUCAGCAUUCAUCGAUUGCCGAGGAUGAGAAGGAUGUAGAGGCUUCUCCCUCUUAUAAGGGCGACGAAGGGCUCAUCCUCACUGGCACCCAGCUUGCGGCGCUUGCCGAUGAUCAAGAUGCCUACAAGGAUGCCAUUGAUCGCUGCAUCAUCUUUGCGAAACUCUCGCCUUACCAGAAACUUGAGGUCGUGAAAGCUCUACGCGCGGGUCAUGGUGGCAGAGCAGUCGCCUUCUUGGGAGACGGCGUCAACGAUGCUCUUGCUAUACGCGGCGCCGACGUCGGGAUCUCGGUGGAUUCAGGAACCGAUAUUGCGAAGGAAGCGGCAGAUGUGAUCUUACUUGAGAAGAGUCUUGGUGUCGUCGCUGACGGUGUGAUCGAGGGGAGGAUUACGCUCAUUAACACUCUCAAGUACAUCAAGAUGGCGACCUCUUCCAACUUCGGCAAUAUAUUUUCGGUCUUGGUUGCUUCUGCUUGGCUUCCAUACCAGCCUAUGCUCCCGCUGCAGCUCCUCGUCCAGAACCUGCUGUACGAUUUCUCCCAGGCUUCGAUUCCCUGGGACAAUGUUGACCCCGAGUACUUGGUGGCACCUAAGACAUGGGGAGCGAAGUCGAUCAUCCGUUUCAUGGUUUGCAUGGGUCCCUUCUCAAGCCCUUUUGAUAUCACCACAUUCUGUAUCAACUGGUUCCACUACGACAUUCGUACGCUCGACAACCCACUCGUCCCCCGCGCACAAACGGAUUGGUUUCUCGAGGGGUCCCUGACGCAGCUGUUCAUUAUCCACUUCCUGCGAACGGGCAAGCUCCCCUUCAUCCAGUCCCGCGCAUCGGCCCCAGUGGUGUGCACCACCUUCGGUAUCGCUGCUAUUGCUAUUGCAAUCCCAUACAUGCCGAAGGUAAACACAGCCCUGCAUUUAACUCCGCCUGAGCCCGUCUUCUUCGCAUACCUAGCAGCGAUGAUCACCGGUUAUGCUUUGGUCGUGCAUGUUGCCAAGACGCUUUAUCAACUUGCGUUCAAGGAAUGGCUUUAGAGAAUAACCGUUUGUUGUCGGCAACCUCGUAGGGUUCAAGGGGUUGCGUUGGUGGAAUUUUAAAGCCUCGAUGUCUUUUUUUCCCGUUAAUUCUAGACUUCUUCGAAUUUGAAGGAUAUAGAUAUACUUCAAUGCAAUCUUAUGUUUCAUUCUGAAUAGAACAGCUAAGCGAUGAGCAAACGAACAAGUACCGCGAAGUAUCGCGCUGAGAAGACAUCCAUAGGGUUGAAUUGCAAUAUGACU
Suillus clintonianus is the source of this 3371-nucleotide messenger RNA. RefSeq names its product Mg-transporting ATPase. Gene Ontology annotation, molecular function: ATP hydrolysis activity; P-type ion transporter activity; ATP binding. Gene Ontology annotation, cellular component: membrane. NCBI's taxonomy places the organism in Eukaryota, Fungi, Basidiomycota, Agaricomycetes, Boletales, Suillaceae. The transcript is spliced from 13 exons. The coding region runs from base 210 to 3128 and encodes 972 amino acids. Gene Ontology annotation, biological process: monoatomic ion transmembrane transport. The record is from RefSeq and is a predicted model, not a curated record.